UAAGAGGACAUCCGGUUCUCCUCCCAGUGUCCGAAACCGUCUCUGUCAGCCUUCUUGGCUUUUAGUGGCGCCUUCUUUCUUCGGAGUCCUGGUUUACGGGUUGGGUUUACUGCUGCACAGGCCGGCCUCUCGCCAUUCCUUGUCCUCGGCCCGAGCGAGUCGGUUCCCCGGCGAAAGUGAGCGAGGUCGGCCCGAGCGCGCCGAGAGAUAAAGGAAAAUGCCUAAAAAAAAGACAGGUGCAAGGAAGAAGGCCGAGAACCGCCGGGAACGUGAAAAACAAUUAAGAGCAUCAAGAAAUACUAUAGAUUUAGCUAAACACCCAUGUAAUGCUUCAAUGGAAUGUGACAAGUGUCAAAGGCGGCAGAAGAAUAGAGCCUUUUGCUAUUUUUGUAAUUCUGUACAGAAGUUACCAAUUUGUGCACAGUGUGGGAAAACAAAGUGCAUGAUGAAAUCUUCAGACUGUGUCAUAAAACAUGCUGGUGUAUAUAGUACCGGCCUUGCCAUGGUGGGUGCUAUAUGUGACUUCUGUGAAGCUUGGGUUUGCCAUGGUAGGAAAUGUCUCAGUACACACGCCUGUGCCUGCCCUCUUACUGAUGCUGAAUGUGUUGAAUGUGAACGAGGUGUAUGGGACCAUGGAGGCAGAAUAUUCAGUUGCUCUUUUUGCCAUAACUUUCUCUGUGAAGAUGAUCAAUUUGAGCAUCAAGCCAGCUGCCAGGUUUUGGAGGCAGAAACAUUUAAAUGUGUUUCAUGCAAUCGGCUUGGUCAGCAUUCGUGUCUCCGUUGUAAGGCUUGUUUCUGUGAUGAUCAUACAAGGAGCAAGGUGUUUAAGCAAGAAAAAGGAAAACAGCCUCCUUGCCCUAAAUGUGGACAUGAAACUCAGGAGACUAAGGAUCUUAGCAUGUCAACACGGUCCCUGAAAUUUGGCCGGCAGACUGGAGUUGAGGAGGGAGAUGGAGCUUCUGGAUAUGAUGCUUAUUGGAAGAACCUUUCAUCUGACAAAUAUGGUGAUGAGUAUGAGGAUGAGUAUGAGGCAGAGGAUGAUGAAGAGGAAGAGGAUGAAGGCAGAAAGGAUUCAGAUGCUGAGUCAUCAGAUUUGUUUACUAACUUGAAUUUAGGAAGGACCUAUGCCAGUGGCUAUGCUCACUAUGAAGAACAAGACAACUAGGAGAGCUGCUUGCCCACUGGUGGCCAGGCGCGAGAGGAGCAGGAUUGUGUGUGGUUGAUGAGUCAAGUGUGUGAGUGUGGAUAUUUAAAAGUAUCAUUGCUUACCCUUGUGUGAUGGUAGUUACGAGAAGUGGGGCAUAGCAUUUUUAUAGGAACCAGCAAUCAAGCUUAUAUCAUAAGAAGAAUGAAUUUCAAAUGUAAGAUGUAUAUUGAUCCAAGCAGUUGAAGCAUCAUGGAGUUGGAUUGUUAACUGAUUUCAGUAAUCUAGUAAGUUUUGCCAGUUAGAUACAUAUAUAUAGGAAAAAGGAACAGGUUGGUAAUUUAUUUGUUGGAAAUGAAAUGACUGUUUUUAUUAAAAAAACACUGCUUAUAAAUCUGUUGUGUCUGAUUUUGUAAAAUGUUGGAUUCAAUGGAUUACUGUAUUUUUUCUUUUUAUGUUCAUAGGAUGAAAAUCAUGUUAUUCUGAAUUUUUAUUAAAUAUUCAUAUUAUCUUAGUCAUGUAUGUUUUCACAUUUGACUCAUCUUUUUCUUCACAAUCUUAUGUCCUAAACAUCUGUUGUUGAUGCCUAAAUAUAUUGACAAGGAUGACUGCUCUGCCAUUUUUCAGAAACACAAUAUCAGAAAUAAUAUUACAGAUGCUUUAGCCAGGAAAUUUUGUAUCU
Molecule: messenger RNA, 1826 nt
Organism: Nycticebus coucang (slow loris)
Lineage: Eukaryota; Metazoa; Chordata; Mammalia; Primates; Lorisidae
Gene: NOAZFP
Product: zinc finger protein 330
Exons: 10
Coding region: 218-1165 (315 amino acids)
Cellular component (GO): nucleus
Molecular function (GO): zinc ion binding
Source: RefSeq, a predicted model, not a curated record